This is a messenger RNA of Peromyscus maniculatus bairdii (prairie deer mouse), 2559 nucleotides long. Lineage: Eukaryota; Metazoa; Chordata; Mammalia; Rodentia; Cricetidae. The record is from RefSeq and is a predicted model, not a curated record.
AUGACCAGCAAUGAGGUGCUCUAUCACAAAAAGUUAGUUCGUCAUCCCUUUCCAAAUCCUUGUUACAGAACUAAGCAGUCCCCUAAAAGUGGGGGCUGUGACAUGGCAAAUAAAGAAAAUGAACUGGCUUGUGCAGGCCAUCUGCCCGAAAAUUUGCGCCAUGAUAGUCGAACAUUUGUAGUUAAUGCCAGUGAUUCUGGGUCUUCACAGACAGAAAGCCCAUCAUCAAAAUAUAGUGGUUUCUUUUCUGAGGUUUCUCAGGACCAUGAGACAAUGGCCCAAGUUCUGUUCAGCAGGAAUUUGAGAUUGAAUGUAGCUUUGACUUUCUGGAGAAAGAGAAGUAUAAGUGAACUUGUAGCUUAUUUAGUGAGGAUAGAAGACCUUGGAGUUGUGGUAGAUUGCCUUCCUGUUCUAACCAAUAGUUUACAGGAAGAAAAGCAAUAUAUCUCACUUGGCUGCUGUGUAGACUUACUGCCUCUAGUAAAAUCUCUACUUCAAAGCAAAUUUGAAGAAUAUGUAAUAGUUGGCUUAAACUGGCUUCAAGCAGUAAUAAAAAGGUGGUGGUCAGAACUCUCAUCUAAAUCAGAAAUUACAAGUGAUGGAAAUAUUAAGCUUUUAAAGCAGCAGUUGAAUGGAUUAUGGGAACAGGAAAACCAUCUUACUUUGGUUCCAGGAUAUACCGGUAAUAUAGCUAAGGACGUAGAUGCUUAUUUAUUACAGUUGCAUUGAGAGAUUUCAUCUUCUAAAGAGUAUUUGGCUAUUCAAACAGUGCUGGAUUAUGUGAUUUCCAGAAGUAGGUCUCUCCUGAGAACUGUGAACUGUUAAAGAAAUAAAACCAAUUUUUUCUUUUAAAAAGCCACAUAAUAAAACCACUAAUGAAAUCCUAACAAUCUACUUCACAUUGAAGUGGAAAUAUCCGGAAGGAGCAGCUUCAACUUCAAUGAGGUGAAAGUGCACUAUGAAGACUGUUCGCCUUUGCUGUACACAGAUCUCUAUGGCUGUUUGGUAGCGUUGCUUAAGAACUGCUGGGUCUUAUCUCAAUCCUGCAAAGAAUAUCAGUUAUAGUAUGCGAAAGCAAGACAGGACUUCUUACCAGGAACUAUAAAGACCAAUCAUUAAUUUUAUUGUGUUUUAUGAAGAAACACUUAAAUGUGUGCAGCUAUUUUCUUCUGUUGAAAAGACUUCGAAAGUUUAAAACAUCAUAGUAAGUAAUAUUAAAUUUUUUUGUCCACGCUGAUACCGUGUACAAAUGCCUUAAUUAUUGAUAAGCCAAUGUGUUAUAAUACCAAUAUCUCUUUUUAAAAAUUAAAAGCAACCAUGCUUCUGGCAUGAUAAAAUCAUGGAAUUAAAUCAGGGGUUUACAUUCAUGUAGAAUGUUGUUGUUGAAAUAUAUUCUACACCAUUUUUUAAACUUGAGAAAUUUUUAGCAUCUCUGAUUUUUUUUUGCCAGAAUCUUCCUGUUAUGUUUGUAUGUAUGUGUUAUCCUUAUAUAAAGAAAAAGGUGAAUAUGUAUUUGUAUGAAUGUUUAACUGAAAAUGUUCUUGGAGUUGGCUAAUUUAUAUUCACUUUUUAUUGUAUAUGGAUUUCUAAUAUUUUUCAUUUCUGUAACAUUUAAACUUCAUUUGAGUAAAUUUACUAAAUAUUUCUAUUUUUUGCUUUUUUUCAAUUCUAAUUUUAUAUGAAAUCUAAUUCUUUUUCACUACAUGUGUUCUGAAAAGUUACAUACAUAUUUCAGAAUUGUUUACAGUUAAUGCUGACAUUGUACUUUAAGUUCCAACACAUUGUAUCACUACCUCCUCUAAUGGUUAGUAUGAAAUCCCACCAAAUUGUAUGUGAGCAUUUUUUGUUUUGUUUUGUUGUUUUUUUUAUAAUCACUUUUAGCAUUAGUGUACUCAGUUCUGGAAUACCUUAACAGUUCUGAAUUGUACCUGUCUUAGAAUUGCAGUUGAAUUCUCCUGGUCCAUCUAUCAUCUUUCUUGAAUAAGGCUUUCAAACUUCCAGAAAAGAUAAAUCAACUUUCUCUUCAUAUUCUAAUGUACUCCUUUAACAUUUUAACACAUAAACAGUGACUACUAAUAAGCCUCCCCAGCAUCUUUUCUUGCUAUGAAAAUGUUUAAAGUGUUACUUUUCACCAAAUUCUGUUUUUGUAUAGCUAUCAUUCCAGAUAGCUAUGUACUCCACAGAAUGAACAUUGGUUGUAGUAAUUGAUUAUCAUGUCCUCAGAUUAGAGUCAUUCCAGAUGACUGCAAUUUUGUGGUUAAGAGGUGAGGUAUGUAAGAAAUCAUUUUUCAGGAUGUAAGAAUUUCAUAAACCUGCAUCAUCUCUGAAACCUGAAGGUGGGAAAUACAACCUUUCUUUCUUAGUUCUUUAGUUUUCAUGGUCUUAUUGAACCGUUUGGACAGGUUAACAUGGGUGGAGUGUGAUACUAAUGAGACUAAGGAUUUGAGUCUCUGAUCCUUUUAAGUUCAUUAACCUUUCACAUGUAUGAAGUCAUUCCAUGGCUUCAGAUUGCACUUUCCCUUCAGUAUCCAUCUAAUAAAUUCAGUGUGUGAUCACAAA